Molecule: messenger RNA, 978 nt
Organism: Phyllostomus hastatus (greater spear-nosed bat)
Lineage: Eukaryota; Metazoa; Chordata; Mammalia; Chiroptera; Phyllostomidae
Gene: TM2D1
Product: TM2 domain containing 1
Exons: 7
Coding region: 17-631 (204 amino acids)
Biological process (GO): apoptotic signaling pathway
Molecular function (GO): amyloid-beta binding; G protein-coupled receptor activity
Source: RefSeq, a predicted model, not a curated record
CGUGCCGGUCCCCAGCAUGGCGGCCGCCUGCCCUUUAGGUCAGGCUGCUGAAACAGUGGCCGUCCAGUUUCUGGGUUUCCUGUGGUUCGUGUCAGUCACCACGGGACCCUGGGGAGCUGCCGCCGCCGGGGGCGAGGAGCCGCUUAAGUGCGAGGACCUCAAAGUGGGACAAUAUAUUUGUAAAGGUCCAAAAAUAAAUGAUGCUACACAAGAACCAGUUAACUGUACAAACUAUACAGCUUAUGCUCCAUGUUUUCCAGCACCUAACAUAACUUGUAAGGAUUUCAGUGGCAAUGAAACACAUUUUACUGGAAACGAAGUUGGUUUUCUGAAGCCCAUAUAUUGCCGAAAUGUAAAUGGCUAUUCAUAUAAAGUGGCUGUUGCACUGUCUCUUUUUCUUGGAUGGUUGGGAGCAGAUCGAUUUUACCUUGGAUACCCUGCCUUGGGUUUGUUAAAGUUUUGCACCGUAGGGUUUUGCGGAAUUGGGAGCCUAAUUGAUUUCAUUCUUAUUUCAAUGCAGAUUGUUGGGCCUUCAGAUGGAAGCAGUUACAUUAUAGAUUAUUAUGGAACCAGACUUAUACGACUGAGUAUCACCAAUGAGACAUUUAGAAAAACACAGUUGUAUCCAUAAAUAUUUUUAAAAGAAACAGAUUGGGCCAUGUUGAUUUUAAUAGUGAGCUCUCAGUAUGUGGAUUUCCAGAUUUCCCUUUUUCCUUCUUCACAUACCAUUUUAUGGAUUCCAUAUCAUUCUUCGUUGUUGGUAAUGUUUUUGUUUUGUUGUUUUAGUUGAAAACAUUUUCUUCUGAGAUUUAUUUAAUAGGACUUUCUUUGAGAGCUGUAUAAUGAUGGUCGUUUUUAGGCUACUGUCUCUGUGAGAUAGAUAGCUUAUUACCCUAAUAUUCUUGAAUGUGUUUUCCAAAGGCAAGUUGCCACUUGUCAUUUUUUCCUUCUGAAAAAUAAAAGUGUGAUUUACUCACA